Molecule: messenger RNA, 2207 nt
Organism: Nematolebias whitei (Rio pearlfish)
Lineage: Eukaryota; Metazoa; Chordata; Actinopteri; Cyprinodontiformes; Rivulidae
Product: circadian-associated transcriptional repressor
Exons: 6
Coding region: 170-1234 (354 amino acids)
Biological process (GO): negative regulation of DNA-templated transcription; circadian regulation of gene expression
Cellular component (GO): nucleus
Molecular function (GO): RNA polymerase II cis-regulatory region sequence-specific DNA binding
Source: RefSeq, a predicted model, not a curated record
UGUGGCCGCUGCCUCAGUGAUCACACGUCGCACGUCUCGCACAUCAGCUGCUCUCUGGACCGACAGUCCUGCCGGAUUCACCGCCGAACAAAGGAGGAGGAAAGACCAGCCGCCGCAUCCUGUGGGACGGUCAGUGAUGGUCAAUGCUGGUUAGAGCCUGCAGCUGAGGAUGUCUGCCACAGAUUCGGACAACUCCAUUGAUUGGCUGGCUAGUGACAAUGAGGAAAACGACAGCGAACAAGAGCCCGACUGUGCUUUGAAGGACGCUCAUGCAGAGGCUGCUCCAUCCCCCAGCUUCCCUCCCUACCCGGGCCCGUCUAACUGCAGCAGGCCGAACGAGGGCAGCAGUAAGUGGAGCGAGGUCUGCAGCCGGGGAUCUUCUUGCUGCGUGGAGAAAAUAGAGAGCAACGCUGCCAUUGGACUAUAUAAAACUCAACUUGGAGAAAAGGUGACUGGCAAAAGCACUCAGCCGGUGAAGAGACCUCACAGCUCCACGGAAGAGCAGAGCAAAGGACGGCAGCUCAUUUUAUCUGAGAAAGAUCACAUUUUUAGAAGCAAGUGCAUGGAGCUACAGUGCUACAUUCAUCCGCUGUCAUCAAUCUUGAAUGGCCUUCGUUCAGGGAGAUACAAAGAAAGACUCAGCAGUUUCCAGGAGAGCGUGGCCAUGGACAGGAUUCAGAGGAUCAUGGGAGUCCUGCAGAACCCUUUCAUGGGGGAGAAAUACGUUGAUAUCAUUCUUAAAAUGGAGGAGAUGUUAAAGAGCUGGUUCCCUCACAUAAAACUCCAAGACCAACUCACAGCUACCCAAACAGACGGAGCUGUUUCAAGCAAGAGGUUUAAGGGGUUUCCAGUGGCCACGACUGCAGCAGUGAACCCCGUCACCAUCGGGGAGCUUCCAGCUGGCACCAAAGCCCUGAGAGUCACAGACCUGACUCCUCCCGGAGCCUACUCCGCCAAUAACCUGAAGUGGCUCCACACGUCACCCAUCUGCUCCCCCACAGCAGAGGAGGCCCAGGCUGGUCCCAGGCACCUGCUGCUCCCCAGAGACAGAGACCUAACGCAGGACAAUGCUGUGUCCUCCAGCACAGACAGCCACACUAAGUCGGACUCUGUGUCCAGAGGCCCUCCGCCAGGCAAAAUCAACGCGCCCUGCCUGGAGAGGCUCCUGAAGUCCACAGACAGCAUCAUCACACGCAAGGGGACGGGGGGGUUGACCGGCAGCAGCUGGUGCUAGUCUACAAACAGCGCUGGGAGUCCGGCUGUAAUCAGCGCCCAGCCUCGCCCUCGCCUUGCCCUGCUGGGAACCAGUCAGCUCGCUCAGUUCAUUCCAGCCUUUCAGGAGAGACGGGAGCAUUCAAAAGGGAUCCUCUUCAGCGUGGAACGAGUUCGACGAAGCCCUCGGACACGACAAGCAUCCGCCUUUUGUCUUUCUUUUCGUCGUCCUGUCCUUGUUUUGUGUUUGCGCUCUUGAGCGCGUGCGUGUUGGACGGAUAGAUUUCACACUUCCAGGUAACCAGAGCAAGUGAGGAACAGUUCCCGCCCACCUGUUAGGUUUAACAAAAUCAGUUGUAAGCAUUUACGAAACUGUCAGUUCACCCAGAAACAGAGGAGGGAACUUCACAGUUUGAGCGGGAAGGAAGCAUUACUCAGACAGAUCUACAUAUUAUUGUGCUGAAAAUGUGACGUCACUCCCCCUCCCCCAAUAACCACUCUAUUGAUGUGACUGUUACUCAUUUCUAUUCUUUAUUGAUAAAUCUUUGGUACAACUGUUCUACCUCAUUUUGCACCACGUCAUGGUUAGCAGAGAAGGAAUGUGAACACUAGCAGGUCUGAGCGGAUGAGCCAAACAGCCUCAGACAAACGGAGGAUGCUCUCGUGGCCUGACCGGUGCCGUUGUAAAGAAUGUCAGCUGCAGAUUCGUUCGUGUUUUUCUGUCUGUGUUGGUUUUUUGAGUCUCCCAGUAGAAGGCAAACGGUGCCUGCAACCUCAAGCUGUGCCUGUAAGCCGCUUUAAUGAACGAAGCGUGUAGAGUACCUGCUCCUCUGUGGGAUGUACGAGUCAGGAAGUUUCACUCUCCUGCCGUGUUCCUGUAGUGACUAAAUUAUUCAGAUUUGCCAACUUGUUUUGUUUUUUUUCCUGUGGUGGAGUAGAACGAUUCUAACUUUUGUUUUGCCACAGAACUGGGCGGCGCGUUAGACCACCAGAAA